AUGGCUCAAGGAUCAAGGAUCAGAGUCAUUCUCCUUACGACAAAGGGUUUACCCGUGUACACAUGUGGCUUCUUCUGUACUGGAACCUGCUCAUGCAAAGCAUCUCUUUUUAAGUAUGGUUCAAUUUCUACAAGAGGGGAAUGCUAUUUACCUUCUGAGCUUUUUACAAUGAUGAGUGUUGAUGCAGGCGGACUUCCAUACAAUUUUUCAGCUUUUAUAAAAGUCCAGAAAGCAAGAUCAACUCCUUCGUAUAAAAAGCAACUUGCAGAAGUUCUAGGUUCCACAAUCGGAAGUUUUGUGUUGCUUCUUCUUUUGGUAGUAGGUAUUGCUAAGUUCAUACUCCAUGAGAAAAGAAUGAACAGUGAAAUAGAAAAAGAGUAUUUAGAUCAAGUUCCAGGAAUGCCCACUAGAUUUUCUUAUCAAGAAUUGAAAGCAGCCAUGGAGAAUUUUAGUAAAAAGCUUGGUGAAAGGGGGAUUUGGAUCAGUUUUCGAAGGAACUCUAGAAGAUGGCUCGAGGAUUGUAGUAAAAUGUCUUGA
This is a messenger RNA of Lactuca saligna, 537 nucleotides long. Lineage: Eukaryota; Viridiplantae; Streptophyta; Magnoliopsida; Asterales; Asteraceae. The record is from the annotation of a GenBank genome assembly.